GGCGGAGAGCGGGGAAGGCGGGAGCCGGAGGUGGAGGCGGGGCCGCUGGCCCUGGCGCUGCGUGCCGCCGCGGCUGUGCGGGCCCUCCGGGCUGCGCUAGCAGGUCUAGGACGCCGAGCGGUACCUCUCAGCCGCCCUCGAGGGCUGUGACGGACUGCAGGAGAUGCCUACAUAGAAGAGUGACAGCAGCUGGACCAAGUGUUUCACUGCUGAACUGGCUCCUCAGGUAUCCUGGCUCUGGCAAUUGCUAUGGGAGAUUGGAUGACUGUUACUGAUCCAGGUCUGACUUCAGAAAGCAAAAAUAUCUCUCAAUAUACCUCAGAAACAAAGAUGUCUCCGUCAAGUUUGUACUCACAGCAAGUGCUAUGUUCUUCAAUACCUUUAUCAAAAAACGUGCACAGUUUUUUUAGUGCCUUCUGCACAGAAGAGAAUAUUGAACAAAGUAUUUCAUAUCUUGAUCAGGAAUUGACUACUUUUGGAUUUCCUUCAUUGUAUGAAGAAUCCCAAGGUAAAGAGACAAAGAGAAAAUUAAAUGUAGUUGCUGUUUUAAAUUGUAUGAAUGAGCUACUUGUACUUCAGCGGAAGAACCUUCUAGCUCAGGAAAAUGUGGAAACACAGAAUCUGAAACUGGGAAGCGACAUGGACCAUCUGCAGAACUGCUAUGCAAAACUGAAGGAACAACUGGAAACCUCCAGGAGAGAAGUGAUUGGGCUUCAGGAAAGAGAUAGACAGUUACAGUGCAAGAAUAGGAAUUUGCAUCAGCUACUGAAAAAUGAGAAAGACGAGGUGCAAAAAUUACAAAAUAUCAUUGCAAGUCGAGCUACUCAAUAUAAUCAUGACAUGAAGAGAAAAGAGCGUGAAUAUAAUAAACUAAAGGAACGUCUACAUCAACUUGUUAUGAACAAGAAGGAUAAAAAAAUAGCUAUGGAAGUUUUAAAUUAUGUGGGGCGAGCGGAUGGGAAAAGAGGCUCCUGGAGGACGGGUAAAACUGAAGCCAGUUUCUUUCUCAGGAAUGAAGAUGAAAUGUAUAAAAUUCUCUUGAAUGAUUAUGAAUAUCGUCAGAAACAAAUCCUAAUGGAAAAUGCUGAACUUAAGAAGGUUCUUCAGCAAAUGAAAAAGGAAAUGAUUUCUCUUCUUUCUCCCCAAAAGCAGAAACCUAGAGAAAGAGCAGAUGAUAGUACAGGAACUGUUAUUUCUGAUGUUGAAGAAGAUGGUGGGGAACUGAGCAGAGAGAAUAUGUGGGACCUUUCCUGUGAAACUGUGAGAGAGCAGCUUACAAACAGCAUCAGAAAACAGUGGAGAAUUUUGAAAAGUCAUGUAGAAAAACUUGAUAACCAGGUUUCCAAGGUACACCUAGAAGGUUUUAAUGAUGAAGAUGUAAUCUCACGACAAGACCAUGAGCAAGAAACUGAAAAACUUGAGUUAGAAAUUCAGCAGUGUAAAGAGAUGAUUAAAACUCAGCAGCAGCUUUUACAGCAGCAGCUGGCUACCGCCUGUGAUGAUGACACUACUUCACUGCUACGAGACUGCUACUUGUUGGAAGAAAAGGAGCGCCUCAAAGAAGAAUGGUCCCUGUUUAAAGAGCAAAAAAAGAAUUUUGAGAAAGAAAGACGAAGCUUUACAGAAGCAGCUAUUCGCCUAGGAUUGGAGCGAAAGGCAUUUGAAGAAGAAAGAGCCAGUUGGUUAAAGCAGCAGUUUUUAAACAUGACUACCUUUGACCACCAGAACUCGGAAAAUGUGAAGCUUUUCAGUGCCUUCUCCGGAAGUCCUGAUCGGGACAACCCUGUAGUGCACUCAAGGCCACGGCAAAAGAAGCCUCACAGUGUGUCUAGCGGGUCUCCAGUUUGCACAUCUAAACUUGCUAAAUCUCUUCCUGCUUCCCCUUCUACUUCAGACUUUUGCCAGACACGUUCCUGUGCAUCUGAACAUAGCAGUUCAAUCAGUGUACUAAACAUAACCCCUGAAGAAACCAAACCAAAUCAGGUUGGAAGAGAAUGUACCAAUCAGAAGUGGAACCCGGCAUCAAGACCUGGAUCCCAGGAAGGUCGCUCCAGCGGAUGCUCGGCAACCUUCACAAAUUCUCACAUAGAGAAGGAUGGCCUACCUUAGACCUGCGAACUGGGCUUUUUUUUUUUUUUUUUUUUCUUUUUCCAUUUACAUGUUCAUCACAUUUCACCUCUGAGUUGAAACAGGGUGUGUCAUAAAGUCAGUUGUCUCUAAUAAUUUAAGAUGGCCUGUGUUUGUUUGGACUUCCUGUUCCUCCCCCAAAGAGCUAAAAUGAUAAAUCUAUUUAAAAGUAUAUAAAAGCUUUGGAUAUGUAUUUUUAGUAACAGAAGCAUCUGGUUCUGUCAAUAAAGGAAUGUAUAGAUGUUUGGAUGGAAACAAAGCACUAGAAUGAGUUUCCUCCUUAUAGGUAUAAAAAUAGCACUUUUAGGAAACUGAUUAUUGUAAAUGUUUAAUUUUGUGUCAUAUAUAGUUGGCAUUGGAAGUUUAGCCUUUACUUGAAUGUAUACUGUAGAUUUUUAACAAAGCAAGUUCUAUAUUUAUUAUGUUUAGUGUGAUUUGAAAUUCCCUCUUUGAUAUGUUUUAAAUAAAGUGAAAUUUAUGUAUGUUUUGUAUAUAGAUACACAUGAUUAUGCUAAGAGGCUUUAAGAUUUAAAGAUUUUACACAUCCAUAAUUAUAGUAUUUCAUGCCAAUAAAAUUUUUAUUAGCGAUAUCCUGUUUACAGAUGUAUUAGAGCCAUGGCCACAUUAUGUUUAAGAAUUUUUUGAACCCAUCUGAGCAAUAAAUACUCAAAAGUUAUUCCAUGAAGCCAAGUUCUUUAGAUAAUUAACAUUACUAACAUUACAUUUUUGAGAUUUCUAUAGCAUUAGAUUUUUUAUUAUUGUAGAAUAUUAUGAUUUUUCAAAGCACUCUUGGUUUUUGGGUAGGAGAAGUAAGACAACAAGAGUAGCUUGGGAUAAAACAAUUUGAGAAUAUUAGUUUACAAUAUAUGGAUGAUAGAAGAUAUUAAGAUAUUUAAGAUGCUUGGAUGGUGAUAUUUUCUUUACCAGAUGGGUACCUAUACCAUAACACCUGUACCAGCAAAGGCUUUGUAUAGUUGCCAGUCAUUCUUUAAUAAUUUUUCAAUAAGAUAUUUGCUGGUAAGAAAAUCUGACAAUGUAGAAGUGUCAGAUUUUAUAAUCCUGAUAUUAUGAUGCUCUGGACAAACUUGUGGCAUUUCAUUUUCAGGCCCGAUUGCAUGUUUCUUCAUGGAUGUUACUGUUAUUGACAAUAAGAUAAUCAUUGUAGGCCCAGGUGCUUUCCCUGGAUUCUCAUCAGAAAGCUUUAAGUACCUAAUCCUAUUUGUCUCUGCAUAUAGAAACCUACACAUAUGCAGCCCCUGCUGUAGAGAUUGUAGUUUAAGCCCAUCUACCUUCCCAUUCUCUAUCAGCUCAGCCAUUUGUGUUCCCUCACCUGGCUGUAGCUGUUCCAUUUAAAUGUGUCAUGCUAAAAAGUGCUUUUGUCAUCCACCCACUAUGUAUAACUCUUUGGAGCUGUGUGGCAGCAGCCAUUUUUUUUCAGGGCUGGUAGCAUAUUGAGUAUCUUAUAAGACAUUAGUGAAACUACUCAUGAGAAAGUGCCACAUUUAUAGUCUCAAAAAGCUGGCUCUUGAGCAAAUUAGAGCUCAAGACACACUCAGCUUGGUGCAUGGCACUUCAUAACUAUUUAAAAUGUUAGAAAUGAUGCAGAAUUUCAGAGAUAGUAACCAUAUUCAAAGGAAGAAACAGCUGGAAUAUUCUUUUUGCUAUUGAGCAAUAAUGUGGUCAAAGAAAAAGAAUCAAACUUUCUAAAAUAGUCAGUAAUACAUUUGUCAAGAAUUGGGUGGUCUCCCCUGCCCAGGGGUUUCCAUAAUGUACUUUGCUAGAAACAAGUGUUCUAAUUUUUAAAGUGAAUUUCAAAUUUUAGGGAAUAUUGUAUUCUGUGAUGAUGAAUUUCUACAAAGCAGCUUCUGUUUUUUGUUUUUCCAUUUUAAAGUUAAGUUGAAUUCUCAGAAAAAUCCCUCGAAGACUUAACUUUGGAAUCUAAGCUGUGAAAGAAACAGUAAAAUCAAAGUCAUGUUCACUGUACUUUGGAUAAAGGUGUGCAUGGAUCGGCCAGAAGUUGUAUGUUUUACUUAACAGUGUCGUUAAGUUGCUCAACAUUCCAGUGAUGGUUCCUAGUCACACUAAACUUCCCAGAAUGUUGAAAUGGUUUCCAUGUUGGAUAACUCCUGGUCCCACACGUGAAAUGCCUAGGAUUUUAUUUCCCUUCUCUUUCUAGGUGUUUGCCCUGUGCUCAUGCAGAUGUUCUGCCGUCUUGCACGUAGCCAUGAGGAGAUGAGAGCAACAUGUUCGCUUUAGCUUGAAAGUCCUCCUGAUCAUCUGAAAUGUCUGUGUAUCAAGAGGCAAAUCUGAAAUAUCUUGUGCCUUAUUUGUUUUUACCGGACAUACCUGUUUUGAAUUUUCAAAGCAUAAAAGUGCAAAGAAAAUUUAAGAGAAAAAUUUUAUUUCCUACUCUUAAAUGUUUGUAAAUCUUCCAUUUAUGAUGAGAAACUUAAUAAAAGAAUAAGCCUAUCAGAAAAUUAAGAUUAAAAUUAAAUUGAAUAGGCAUUUUCUUGUAGUAGAAGUAUUAAGUGCUUAGAUUCACAAAACAGUCCACGGCAAGUUUUCUUCCUCAUGGAAUAAUUAAAAUACUAUUGUUACUUAGAGUUCCAUUUUUCCUACUGUUGCUAACCAGACUUGUUCAUAGGCUUGUGGUGACAGCUUUUGUGGGAAAACAUAUUCAAUGGCACGUGGUAAAGAGAAGGGCGCCCUGGAAUCCAGUUUUGACCUGCCGUGGUGAUGCAUUUGAAAAAGUCCAGAAUACCAGGAGAGGUCUUGCUGUGUGUACGCCUGGAAUGCCGUGAGCUAGCAAGCCCUUUAUGAGAUGCCCUGUUAUGCCUGUUGUCUGAUGUAAAUCAUGCACUUAUUUCUAGAUUGGAUUUAAAAUAAGUAUGUGUCAUGGAAAUCUAGUAAAUAUGCCUUUUCCUA
Molecule: messenger RNA, 5052 nt
Organism: Phacochoerus africanus (Common warthog)
Lineage: Eukaryota; Metazoa; Chordata; Mammalia; Artiodactyla; Suidae
Gene: SSX2IP
Product: SSX family member 2 interacting protein
Exons: 15
Coding region: 250-2109 (619 amino acids)
Source: RefSeq, a predicted model, not a curated record